Messenger RNA from Solanum stenotomum, 601 nucleotides. RefSeq names its product protein NRT1/ PTR FAMILY 2.7-like. The annotation marks the transcript as partial. Gene Ontology annotation, molecular function: transmembrane transporter activity. Gene Ontology annotation, biological process: transmembrane transport. NCBI's taxonomy places the organism in Eukaryota, Viridiplantae, Streptophyta, Magnoliopsida, Solanales, Solanaceae. The record is from RefSeq and is a predicted model, not a curated record. Gene Ontology annotation, cellular component: plasma membrane. The transcript is spliced from 3 exons.
UUUUGUUUGUUUAGGCAUGGAAGCUCCACCAUUAUCGUCCGGUGACGGCGAAGCACAGUUACCAAGAAGAACCGGAGGCUGGAUCACCUUCCCCUUCAUCAUAGCAACAUCAACAUGUUUGACACUAGCAUUUGGAGGUUGGACAAGCAACCUAAUUGUGUAUCUCAAAAAAGAAUUUGAUGUGGAGAGUAUUGAUGCUGCUCAAAUAUCAAAUUUGGUUAAUGGUGCUGGAAGCUUAAUUCCUAUUCUUGCUGCAAUUAUUGCUGACUCUUUUCUUGGUUGCUUCUCUAUCAUCUGGCUUUCCUCCUUCAUCUCAUUAUUGGGUACAAUCCUUUUAGCUUUAACAGCAACGCUUGAUUCUCUAAGGCCUAAACCUUGUGAAGUUGGUUCAACUUCAUGUACCCCUAAACCAAAAGUUCAAUAUGUAGUACUCUAUGCAGCCAUUGUUCUGGCGACUCUGGGGAAUGGCGGUCUCCGAUCAACCCUUUCAACAAUGGGAGCCAACCAAUUUGAUAAACAAAAAGAUGAAGGAAUUUUCUUCAAUUGGUUCUUUUUCUUUACUUAUGGUGCAUCUGUAGUAGCAUCAACAGCUAUUGUGUAU